CGAUUAGAUCCAGACCUUUAUAUGCACAUUUAUUUAUUUAAUAUGUCAUUUGCAUGCUACGCGCGCCUCUGUGGACGUGCCAGCGCGACCUCUGAGUGUUGAGUCAGAGUGAGAAGUGGAUUUCAGCUUCAGUGUAUCGACUCUGAGGAAGCAGCCACCUUAAACGCUCAACAAGUUGUUUUUUUUUUUUUAGUUUUUUUUUUUAAAGGUGGCUUUUGAAUUCAGCAGAGCGCAGUGUUUUACCUUGGAGCUGCUUCUUUUAUUAAAAGAUACGUUUUUUGUGUCCUCGGUGCCAUAAAGGAGGAAAGGACAGCGUGUAGUCUGGACACAAUGUCAUUGAAAGUCGGCAGAAGUGGGAAUUAAUGGAAGCAGCUCCUGAUGAGCGAAAACAAGAUUUCGGGUGUCAGACUCUGAACACCUGACCAGGUUAAUUCCGGCAUCAGUUUUGCAGAAUUGCGCUGUUGUAGAGCCGGCUGUCUCUCCUCUGAGCGCUUCUGUCGGGCAGACAACAUUUCGGCGCGCCUUCCAUCAUGAUGAGUGUUUUUCCGCUCGGAUGCUGAACAUGACAACGUGGAGCGGAUUCCGGGAAAUCAUGGGCUAGAUUUGGGGUCAUUUGACUCGGUUCCGCCGUCUUGUACGUUCCUGUCGGUGCGUUGUGUUUUUUUUUUCCACUGUGUGCGUGCUUCUGGUGUUAGAAUGAAUCAGUGCGCCUUGGAGUAUGAGCGCCUAUAAUGUGCGUCCCUUAUGUCCAUUAACAACCCAUGACAGAGGAUCAAGUGUCCUUGUCAUCCAGCCGCGGAUGAAUGUUCUCCAGCUUGCUCAAAUCAUUUCUUACAUAAUGCUAUAUGUAGAAAACAGCCAAAUUGGGGUGAGCAGCCCGGUCAUAUAGGCGGACAGGACAGCGACGGCCAAUGAGCGGCGAGCUCCGUUAUCUACAAAAGACCGGGAAUCCGGUGCCAAUAUGACCGGCGUCGGAGCGUUGAGGACGGCUGUGGAGAGGAGAGGGAGGGCCUCGGGGGGAGAGAAACGUUUCAAGGACAAGAAAGGAGGAAUGGCACAGAAACAUCUGUGAGGACAAAAGAGGAAAAAGUGAAGCUGCUGGCGUCACACUGGCAGGGUGAGGGAUUGAACGUGUGGAUGGGGCUGUUUCCAAGGGCACUGAGGUAAGCAUGGCCACAUCGGCGGAGAGAGGGCGGAGGUGUGAGCUGCCGGCUCCAGGAGAAUGACUGGAGACUCUGAGGCCACUUUUCUGUAGCGUCUUCUGUUUAACAUUCAGAUUGACAUUGACUUUCUAACCUUUAAAGAGGUCGAGUACAUUGAGUAGUUUUUGAGGGUUACAGGUUAUAUUCCACCUCCUCCUCCCUGAGUUGGGAUGGAUGGGGUGGCUGGAGGUGUGGGCACCCCCAGCAGCGCCGGGGGGUCUGGGGGUGACAGCCUCCCCAGGCGUAACGGGGACUCUAAGCGGCGCAGCAAGGGCAGCCUGCCCUCUCCGGGCUACAGGCUGUCCCAGGCCUCACUGGAAGGGGAGAGGGGCUCCUUCGGGGCGGACAGCACCUCCUCAGGUGGACGCGGCCGUCGCCUCUCCAUAAUGAGCUCCUCCACACGGGACGGCCUCCCUUUCCGCACAGCAGGCACCCCAACCACCCCGGUGCCCCUGCCGCCCCCACCAUCCUCCUCUGCCACAGCCCAUCCACCUCCUCCACGCUCUGUGGGCUUCGCCUCAACCCGCGCCGCCCUGCCCUCCACCUCCUCCACUGGCACCGGAGUCAUGGUGGUGGCCACCGGCCCGGAGACCACCACCACCACGGCGUGCAACACCACCGCAGCAGGGACCCCCGAGCUCAUGGGCCAGUCCGGACUGGGUGGAUUCGGCAUGGGGCUGGACGGGGAGGACUACAGCACCUCCAACCAGAGCACCUUCAUCCAGAGACAGUUUGGGGCCAUGCUGCAGCCCGGGGUCAACAAGUUCAGUCUGCGCAUGUUUGGGUCCCACAAAGCGGUGGCGCUGGAGCAGGAGAGACUGAAAUCUGCGGGGUCGUGGAUCAUACACCCAUACAGUGACUUCAGAUUCUACUGGGACCUGUUGAUGUUAAUGUUGAUGAUGGGGAACUUAAUCAUCCUGCCAGUGGGCAUCACUUUCUUCAGAGAGGAGAACACUCCCUCGUGGAUUAUCUUCAACGUGGUCUCUGACACGCUCUUCAUGGUCGACUUGGUUCUCAACUUCAGGACCGGCAUCAUCAAGGAAGACAACACUGAGAUAUUGCUGGACCCCAGGGCGAUACGCCAGAAGUACCUGAAGAGCUGGUUCCUCGUGGACUUUGUGUCGUCCAUCCCGGUGGAUUAUAUCUUCCUGAUGGUGGACAGUCUCGACUCUGAGGUCUACAGGACAGCCAGGGCGCUGCGCAUCGUCCGCUUCACCAAAAUCCUGAGUCUGCUUCGACUGCUCCGCCUGUCAAGACUCAUCCGCUACAUCCACCAGUGGGAGGAGAUCUUCCACAUGACCUAUGACCUUGCCAGUGCCAUGGUGAGGAUAGUUAACCUGAUCGGUAUGAUGCUGCUGCUGUGCCACUGGGACGGCUGUCUGCAGUUCCUGGUCCCCAUGCUGCAGGACUUCCCUCCUGACUGCUGGGUCUCCAAGAACCUGAUGGUGAAUGACACAUGGGGCGUGCAGUACUCUUAUGCUCUCUUCAAAGCCAUGAGCCACAUGUUGUGUAUCGGGUACGGCGCCCAGGCUCCAGAAGGGAUGACGGAUGUGUGGCUCACCAUGCUCAGCAUGAUCGUAGGUGCCACCUGCUACGCCAUGUUCAUCGGCCAUGCCACCGCCCUCAUCCAGUCGCUGGACUCCUCACGACGACAGUACCAGGAAAAGUACAAGCAGGUGGAGCAGUACAUGUCGUUCCAUAAGCUUCCUGCAGAUGUUCGGCAAAAGAUCCACGAGUACUAUGAGCACCGCUUCCAGGGCAAAAUGUUUGAUGAGGAGAACAUCCUGGGAGAACUCAGCGAGCCACUUAAAGAGGAGAUCGUCAGCUUUAACUGCCGCAGCCUGGUGGCUAACAUGCCACUAUUCGCCAACGCUGAUCCCAACUUUGUGACUGCCGUGCUGACCAAGCUCCGUUUUGAAGUGUUUCAGCCCUCAGACUUUAUCAUCCGUGAGGGCACGGUUGGACGAAAGAUGUACUUCAUCCAGCAUGGGCGAGUCAGUGUGCUGACCCGCGGCAACAAGGAAACCAAACUGAGCGAUGGGUCGUACUUUGGAGAGAUCUGUUUGUUAACUCGUGGACGGCGGACAGCCAGCGUCCGUGCCGAUACAUAUUGUCGCCUGUACUCUCUCAGUGUGGACAGCUUUAACGAGGUGCUGGAGGAACACCCGAUGAUGCGACGUGCCUUCGAAACUGUCGCCGUUGACCGACUGGACCGUAUCGGCAGGAAGAACUCAAUGCUCCUGCGGAAGUCCUCCCAGGGUGGUUCUCUGGGGGGCAGUAUGGGUCGUGGCGGAGGUCGGGGUGGGGGUCCAGGAGCAGGAGGCCUUGCAGCAGGCGGUCUUGGUUCCUGUGACAGCAUGCUGGUGCAACAAAUUGUCAAACACGACAGCAUGCCGGCCAUGCAGGAUGCCAUUGCGGCCGCUGCUGCAGGCAGAAGCGGAGUCAUGGGAGGGAGUGGCACAGUGUCUCCUCGGCCACGCCCGGUCAUCUGGGCGCCGCUGGUUCAUGCCCCUCUGCAGACUGCUGCUGCCACCAGUAAUGUAGCCAUCGCCCUCAUGCACCAGCAGCAGCAACAGCAACAGCAGCUGCAGCAGCUGCAGCAGCAGCAUGCGCUCGGAGGAGCUUUCUUCCUGCCUUCUCCUCUUAUCUCUCCAUCUCCAUCCUCCUCUUUCCCUCUGUCUCCUCCUCGUCCUCCUGUGUUACAGCCCCUCCGCCCCUCUGUGAGCUCUCUCAUUGGGAUGAUGACGAUGGGAGGGAUGGGAGGAUUAGGAGGGAUGGGAGGGAUGGGAGGGAUGGGUGGUUUGUCCCCAAGAGGGUUUCCUGCCUCUCCCUCAACCAUGGGCCCCCUUGGUGGGCUGACAUCACCCCCUAUCGCUAAAACUCCACCAGCCUCCUCUGUCCCGACUUCAGUCCAACAAGGCAGAACUCUUCAUUACGGCCUCCGCCUUCAGACUGACCACCCUCAAGUGAUUGCUGCAUCACAAGGAACCCCAACAGGUGCAGCCCAAGCAACUCCGCCCAUCCACAAGAUACCUGCCACCAACCCCCCUGCUGCAUCUGCUGCCCCCUCAGAUGGUAACAUGUCUGUAACAAGCCAGCAGGGAGCAAAAGAAGCUCUGUUACGUCACGGGGGAAACAGCUCUCAGGGUCUGCCAGCGCUGGGCAGACUCACCCAGGAGGCCAGGCUGCUGUCGGCCUCGCAGCCCACUCUGCCUCACCGCUCCUGGGCUGGAGUGCAGCCUCACCCACCUCUCCACAGGAAAGCUUCUGGGGGUAAUUUGCUGGCGGCUCCUUUCCUGGCAGGGCAGUUGGCCAGGGGAGGAAGCACGGGCGUGUUGACCUCAAAUGCUCCGGUGCAGCUGGUGACAAAUAUACCGUUUAAUGCACAAACACAAGCUGCAGUUCCCAUUCAGCCUGCGUUAGCACAGAAUCUGCUCACACAAUCUGCCCCUCACUCUGCUGCUGUGCCCGCACCUACAGCUGCAUACAUGCCUUCUGCAGCUUCCUCCUCCCCUCCAAAGCAGACCCCGCACUCCUCUACUACCCCUUCACCUGCACCCACCCCGUCACCUCCUACACCUAUACUCCCCCAGACACCUCGCCCAAAACCAGUCCCAAUGACCCCUUCCUCCUCUCCUCCUCCCUGCUCCACCCCUCCUUCAGCUGGAACAAACCCGCUGUCACUCUCAUCAACUCCUCGCCCCAAACCAAUCCCAACACCCUCUCCCCGCUCUUCUUCUCCAACUCCCACUUCCACUCUGCCUCCAUCUUCUGUUUCCACCCCUGCUCCACUACCUCAAACUUAUGGGCCCAAGUCAUCUUUUACCUCCUCCUCUCCGCCUUCAUCCUUAAUCACCUCCAUCCCACCACGUCCCCAAAGCCCCAGAGCCAAGGCAUCCAACACGCCUCCUUCUGCUUCUCCGUUGUCCGGCCCCAGUCCCGCCGCAACCCCAAUCCCUUCUCCAACUCCCACUACCCGCACACGCACUUCUACCCCUGCCCAAACUCCUACACAAACCAUGACACCUGUUACUCCUACCCCCUCUACCAACCCUGUUACACCUGCUCCCUCCCUGGGUAAAUCCCAAAGUCCGACCCCAUGUCUCCAGCCUUCUGUCUCCACCUCCAGAGGCUCCACCUCGAGCCAGAUCCCAAAACAGACCCCAACCCAAACUCCUUCACCAACGCCAGCUAGCACGAGCUCUCCACGUAAAAUAACGUUCUCAGUUCAUCCUGUAAAGCAAAUCUCUCCUGUGCUGACUCCGAGCUCUACAUCAGGCUCUGAUCAUUCCACCAAAACAACCCCAUCAACAACCCCAUCCUCAACAACUUUAUCCUCCACUAAGCCCUCAUCUCUUACCACCAUCUCUCCCUCCACCACAACUGCCACAUCUUCUAGUGCCCAAUCUGCCUCUGCUCCCUCCCCAAAACAAAUGCCAACUACCACAGCUGCCCCCACCCACUCCUCAAAACUCAAUACACCCUCCACUCCUGCACAGACCUCUCAGGCCGCCACCACACCCACCCAGUCGGCACACACAGCCGUCCCUGCCAACACCACCUCCCCUAAAGGUGGGAAAAAAGACCCUCAGCUGUCACUCGCCAGAAAAGACUCAGAGGGACUGAGACACAAACUGCCUGCCAACAUGUAAGAUCUCGCAGGAUGUUGGUGUUGUACUUAUUAGCAGAGCCAUGGACAUAGAGUCCGGAUUGGCUCCAGACAUCUGAUGAUGUCAUGUGGACAGGUCCAUCUUGUUUGCAUUCACUCUAGGAUGUGAUUGUCUUAGAACAUCAGGUGUUCGUGUAACUCAAGCCAUCGAUCGAGGGUGGAGACAGACUUUAUGGGUGUGUUUGGUGCAGGCGAUGGUCAAGUCUGAAAAACCAACACGUUCUCAUCCCAAGUCGUCAUAUAUUGCUGCUUUGCAGUGGACUUCCACGUCUACAUAU
Plectropomus leopardus (leopard coralgrouper) is the source of this 6149-nucleotide messenger RNA. RefSeq lists its product as uncharacterized. Gene Ontology annotation, cellular component: HCN channel complex; axon; dendrite. The record is from RefSeq and is a predicted model, not a curated record. Gene Ontology annotation, biological process: sodium ion transmembrane transport; regulation of membrane depolarization; potassium ion transmembrane transport. Gene Ontology annotation, molecular function: voltage-gated potassium channel activity. NCBI's taxonomy places the organism in Eukaryota, Metazoa, Chordata, Actinopteri, Perciformes, Serranidae.